CAGGCAGCAGAGCAUCCCCCCGGGGACACGUGCUCAUCCCUGGCUGUGCCAGCGACGCAGCCGCUUCUCCCCAGGCUGGUGGGGCCGGGUGGAUCUGGCAGGCGAGGCAGCUCCGUCCCUGGAUUUCUGCAGCUUUUCAUGUUGUUUCCUCCCCUCCCGCCCCCACUCCGGUUUUAUCAGCUCCAUUGAAAUCGGUCCCUGGAGGGAAACCCAUCGGCGCUGCGAAGCCUUGGCAGGAGGAGAGCGGAUGUGGCCUGGCCGGGCGUCCCCGCGGGGCGGCGGGCAGCUGCAGGCAGCUGUGCUGGCAGGAAGCCACGCAGAUGCCCCGCUCCGGGACCUGCCUGCACCCCACCUCGCAGCGCGGCCGCCUCGCUGGAGCCACGGCAAUGAAUGGACACGCUCUGCCGGCCGGCACGCCAGCACAUCCCCGGGGCUGGCAUGAGUUCUGCGAGCUGCACGCCAUCAGCACCGCCAAGGAGCUGGCGCGGCACUACCUGCGCUUUGCCACCGAGCACCCGCACCAUGACCUCCUGGCCGCCGAGAACUUCUCGGUGCAGUUCACCGACCUCUUCCAGCAGUACUUCUGCCACGAGGUGAAGGAGGGCUUCGCCAUGAACCAGCUCCGCAUCCUGCCUGCCGGCCCAGCGCGGGAUUACCGGGAGACGCACCGGCGGCACACGGAUGCCUCCCUGGGCACGGUGGCUGCCAAAGCCGAGGUGGAGCCGGGUGCCCGCCCCGAGCAGCCCAGCCGAGCCCCCGAGGCUGCCCCGACGGGGCUGCGCAAGUCCUGGAGCUCGGAGGAGCUGGCGGGGCCAGCACGCCGGCCCUUCUCGCUCAGCCAGCUGCGCAGGAGCUGGCGCAGCCUCUUCCGACGCCGUUCUUCGGAUACCCUCCCCGGGGAUGGGGAUGGGGAAGCGGUGGCGGAGGCGGCUCUCAAGCCGGGACUGGGUAAGCGCAUCCUGCCGUGGGGGCUGUCGAGGGAGCAGCCCCCCGAGGUGCGCAAGGAGGGGCUCCUCAAGUACGGGCUGCUGGACGAGACGUCCCUGGACAGCGGGACGCGCUGGCAGCGCUGCCGCCUGGUGCUGCGGCGAGCGGGGACGCCGGACGGCGAGGAGUACGUGCUGGAGCUCUUCGACCCGCCCAAGGGCUCCAAGCCGAAGCUGCACGCCGCCUGCUCUGCCGUCCAAGAGGUGCGGAGGUGCACGCGCCUCGAGAUGCCCGAUAACCUCCACACCUUCGUCCUCAAGGUCACCAACGCCACCGAUGUCCUCUUCGAGGCAGGGGACGAGCAGCAGCUCAGCUCCUGGACGGCCGAGAUCCGGGAGUGCGCACGCAGGGGGUCCGACGCGGGUGACCCCGAGCUCCUGGCAUGCCGGCACCCCGACCCCGCAGCUGCCAGCCCCACCACCAGCACUGACACCCUCGGCCAAGGGGUGACGCCGGGGGGCCCGGGGGAGGCGGCGGGGCCGAAGAUGGAGCAGUUCCUCUCCUCCUGCCCCUGGUUCCACGGGCCCAUCUCCCGCGUGAAGGCAGCUCAGCUGGUGCAGCUGGGGGGGCUGGAGGGCCACGGCGUCUUCCUGGUGCGGCAGAGUGAGACGCGCCGCGGCGAGUACGUGCUCACCUUCAACUUCCAGGGCAGAGCAAAGCACCUGCGGCUGGCGCUGACGGAGCGGGGCCAGUGCCGCGUCCAACACCUCCGCUUCUCCUCCAUCGUGGAGAUGCUGCACCACUUCCAUCGCUACCCCAUCCCGCUGGAGUGCGGGACAGCCUGCGACGUCCGUCUCUCCAGCUACGUCGUCGUCCUGCCCCAGCCGCAAGCUCCUGGCUCCGGCAGCACAGUCCCUCUCCCCCUGCCCGUCCCUGGCUGGAGCCCUGAAUUCAGCCUCGCCCCCGCCGGCUCCUCGUGCCCCCGCGGCCCCGACGAGACUCCCCCGGGUCCCCCACCGGAGCAGAUCUUCCACCUGGUGCCGCCGCCGGCCGAGCUGGCGCAGAGCCUGCGUCCGAGCAGGGCAGCCACGGCCCCUGGCACCCGGCACCGCAAUUCGGACUACGAGGCAGAGGCGCCGGGCCGGGGCCACGUCCGUGCCAUCGACAACCAGUACACACCACUCUGACGGGCACCACGCCGGCACCGGGAUGCACUUUCAGGUGGAGAAAUCCUAGAGACCUUCCGGGUAUCCCAUCAGAGAAAGAAUGUACCUAGUUUCUUCCUUCUGGUUAGGGAUGAUUAUUAUAUUUUUGCAAGGAAGGGGGUAAUUUUUCACUCCAGUACGGGUGUGCUCCCUCUCUUCGGCCUGUUAAAGGGCCUUUUAUUUUUAUUUUUUGUUGUUAUUAUCAAAGCUUUCUCGUUACUGUUUACACACA
Molecule: messenger RNA, 2364 nt
Organism: Gymnogyps californianus (California condor)
Lineage: Eukaryota; Metazoa; Chordata; Aves; Accipitriformes; Cathartidae
Gene: SH2B3
Product: SH2B adaptor protein 3
Exons: 8
Coding region: 321-2114 (597 amino acids)
Biological process (GO): intracellular signal transduction
Cellular component (GO): plasma membrane
Molecular function (GO): transmembrane receptor protein tyrosine kinase adaptor activity
Source: RefSeq, a predicted model, not a curated record